UCGUUGCAUCAUAAUGUUUUCGUACGCAAUGAAACCAAUUCAAAGUUUCAGGCGUUAGCUGAUGUGGAUGAAUGGGGACAAGUGGUGAUGAUCGGUCUGUUGACACGUUAUGCACGCAAUCAGUUCGUGUCACCAAGCGUCGAGAUGGAUCCCGAUCUGUCACUGCUGCUCUCGUCGUCUCGACCGCUUCUGCAGAGUCGCAACUGUGCAGUUGUGCUGGCCGUGGCACAGUUGUUCUAUCAUUGUGCCCCACCGUCGCAGGUGUCGAUCAUCUCGAAAGCACUGGUGCGACUGUUGCGAGCACCUCGUGAAGUGCAAUCGGUUGUUCUCGUCAAUAUUGCCACAAUAUGCUCAUCCAAUUCGAAUAUGUUCGAACCGUUUCUGAAGAGUUUCUUCAUCAGAUCAUCGGAACCGACGCACAUCAAAGUGCUGAAGCUGCAGGUGCUGACGUCGCUUGUCUCAGAGACAAACGUGCAACUCGUUUUGAGGGAACUGCAAACGUAUGUUAGUAUGGACGAACUGGCGGAUGCGGCAGUGGAUGCGAUAGGUCAGUGUGCAUUACGUGUUGGUACUGUGGCCGAUUCGUGCUUGACGGGUCUUGUCGCGUUGAUUGCGUCCCCAAACGAACGUGUCGUUUCGGCGGCUGUUGUCGUUCUGAAGAGAUUGCUUCAUUCUGAUGCGCCAUUACCGUUACUGAAGCGUGUUUUGCGUUUAAUUGACUCGGUGAAACAACCACAGGCUCGAGCUUGCGUUCUGUGGUUAAUUGCGAAUCAUGUGCAAAAGGUUCCACUCUCUAUUCAUUUCCUCUUCAUUCUCAACACAAACACAUCGGUGGAAAAGUAUGCACCGGAUUUGUUGAGAGUAAUGGCGAAAACGUUCACACAUGAAACUGAUAUGGUGAAAUUACAAACGAUGAACUUGGCGGUGAAAUUGUGGUUGACGAAUCCGAGCGAUUGUCAGCUGUUAGUGCAAUAUGUGAUGCAGCUGGCACGAUUCGAUCAGAAUUACGACAUUCGAGAUCGGUGUCGUUUGAUUAGGAAUCUGCUGUUUAAUGGCGAGAAUAAGUUGAGUGCAUUUGCAAAGCAAAUCUUCUUAACCGAAAAACCAUCGCCAAAAAUGCAGAACACUUAUAAAGAACGUGAACAGUUUCAAUUAGGUAGUUUAUCGCAUUAUUUGAAUCAACGUUGUGCACGAUAUCGCGACCUUGAGCCGUUCCCUGAAGUUGCUCCCGAUCCGAGUGCGAGACGGUCAACUGGCGAUACACUGGCACAAAACCUGCAGAAUACACUGUCAAAUGAGAAUAUCUCUGAGGAUGAGGAAGAGGACGAAGACGAGGAGGAAGAUGAAGGGGAUGAGGAGGGAGAGGAGGAUAGCUCUGAUGAGGAUGAAGAGGAGGAGGAGGAAGAGGAGAGUGGGGAGGACGAGGAGAGUGAUGAGGAAACGAGUGAUGAAGAGGAUGAAGAUGAGGAUGAGGAAGAAAAGAGGACCGAAAGGUCAGCGCGCAAACAAAAUGAGGUACCAUUGCCUGCACCUUCAACAGCUGUGAAAAAACCGUCAAUGAACUUAGAUCUCUUGCUGGAUUUGAAUUUCGAUCCUAGCACAAAUGUGAUAUCUUUGUAUAAUACGGCGUCAGCGAAGUACGUUGAGACCGCAUAUCGAUGUUUGCUGAGUGCAAGCGAAUGGCCGUUGCGAAUCGGUGUCGAGAUGCGAUUCGCGAGAGCACCGUCAACACUGUCUUCGUCGAUGUGCACAAUUGAGUUGCGAUUCACAAACGAGUCUGAUUCCGAGUCAUCCGUUCUCAGAUUCAUUCCGAAGGAUGUCGAAGGAAUUCGUACAAGUGAAACACUUCAGCUGGGUAAAAUAAACGCGAAAAGUGAAUUGGAAGAGAGGGUUUACAUAGAUUUUGGUGAUAGUAAACGUGCAUCGGAAUGGUUAUUGGAGACGAGUGAAUCGAGUUGUAAAGCGAUCAAGAUUGAAGCGGGCAUGGGCGAGCAAAUAGAGCCGAUCGUAAUGAGCGAGGCGCAGUUCGAUGAGGCAUUGGCGCAGCUGAGUGGCAUCAAUGAACACUGUCAGAAGUGUGAACAGUCACUGGUUGUGGUACCACAACAGCUCUAUACAACGAAAUUUUGUGCGCAAACGUUAUCGAAGAAGCAGUUGGUGUUGAUUAGCAUCGAAAAUGGUCGAAUUCGUGUGAACUGCGAGAAUCUCGUUCUCGGAUCAUUGCUGUGCGAUUCCCUAGCGAAACACUUCGCCAAUGGCACCAAUCAGUCAUUGGGCUGA
Messenger RNA from Anisakis simplex (herring worm), 2280 nucleotides. The record is from the annotation of a GenBank genome assembly. Lineage: Eukaryota; Metazoa; Nematoda; Chromadorea; Rhabditida; Anisakidae.